Molecule: messenger RNA, 4236 nt
Organism: Pocillopora verrucosa
Lineage: Eukaryota; Metazoa; Cnidaria; Anthozoa; Scleractinia; Pocilloporidae
Product: zinc finger CCCH domain-containing protein 13-like
Source: RefSeq, a predicted model, not a curated record
CGACUACUACAUACAUGUUAAGUGUGAUAAAGGCCGGCUCAUGUAACCGUACUGACGCAAUAUCUACUAGCUCGACAAGGAAACUCAGACAUCAUCGGCUGUCAAAGACCUACAUUGUGGACGGAAUCUCAGAUUUCAACUGGUUAACAGUUUGCACGUGUACUCCACAGGAAGACAAUAGAAUAGCUAGUUCUUCAGUUGACAACUCUGCCAAUUUGUACCGAUUAGAAUUCUUUCACGGUCCUUGGUGGUGAGCGAGUACUUGGAGAGGUGGAAUCAACUAAGCCACAUCAAUGGUUUGCUCCAAAGUAGGCAGCCAUGACCAGAUGAACAACAUGAACGACGACACAAACGGCGAUAACUUUGGCAGAAGCAGAGUUAUUGACAUUUUAACACCAGAGGGAAAGACACUGAAGAUGCACAUACAAGACAGCACAACGGUAGGAUGUAUAAAGAUUGACUGCGAACUUCUCUGCGGAAUCCCAUCCGACUUACAACUUGUGAAACUUCAAGACAAGGAGCUGGGCAACGAUGAAACUAUUGACAUUUCGGACGGGUGCACUUUGAGAGUAACCGUUCAACAAUGGUGGCAGAAAUUCAUUUCAGCGUGUUACAAAGGAGACACAAAACAAGUUAGAAAAAGAGCUUUGGUGAAAAUGAGUCAGAUUUCGCGCGAAGAGCGGAACUUCACUGCGGCAUUCAUCGGGGCAGUGAAGGGGAACCACAAUUUAAUGUUUGCAACGUGUGCAGGAAGGAAUAUGAAUCUUCGCACCAAAACUAAAUUGAGUGGUAGAAAUCUUCUCCAUGCUGCAGUGUCCGGCGGGAGCAAAAGCUGCGUAGCGAAUAUUUUCAUGAACGGGGGCAACGCUUUGCUAGAGGUACCGGAUAACACGGGAGAAACACCAAUAAAAAUGGCGGAGAAAUUAUACGGCGAUUCUGGCGAACUUGUGAACUUUUUAAACGUUUAUCUUGAGCUCCAUCGGCGCGAUGCAAAAUGUUCUGGUUCGUCUAAUAGCUUUUGGGACAACUUCGAGCGAAACAAUGACAGCUCAGGUGGAAUUAGCGCUGAUGAUAAGUUUGAUAAUAGUGAUAAUAGCCGGCCACAAUUUAAUGAAAACAUGGACAGUCAGUUGGGGGAUCUGUCUUCGGACUCUGACGAACGAACAGAGGAGAAAAAAACGACAAACUACACCGAAACAAGAUUUUGUAAUAACAACUCAGCCACCCCGUUGACGAAAGUAAACAUUGUGGACUAUGACGCCACCGUGGGUCAAAACUCGUCACACGUCAGAUUGGACGGUUUCUCAAACUCUGACAAUGAACAGAUUGGUGCAAACUUCAAAAACGAAGGCUCCAGCGAGCAAUGUUAUAUACCCAAGAGUGAUACGGGAUAUUACAGUGGUAACAAUGAAAGUAUACGAAAAGAUACAACUCAUGUCACGGAGAUGCUUUGGAAUGAGCAUUUGUUUACACAAGCGAACACACCUCUAGUGGGAUCAACAACAGGCCACGAGCUUAGCUUAGCACACAGUCGUUCAGGAGACGACAAAGAAGUUAAUAGUAUGUCAUUACUCUCCGCUGACCCAAACUAUGCUGACUCUAAUGAAUCAGACAGGAGAGCUCAGCCCCGAAAUCAGGGUAUCGAGGAGCAAAGGAGAAAACGGACAACAACGGAGAGGCCGAAUUUAGAAAAGCUUUUGUCGAUGAGUUCCGAAAACAGUGCCUCGCCGAUUCUUUCGGCUAGCCCUGAAAACGAACCACACAAUAGCGAAAGUGUCGUGAACGAGUCACGUGACGAUCAGCAGGCCAACGAAGAAAACAAGAACGAGCCACAAGACAAACAAUGUUGUGCGAACACGGAGAGCGAGGUCGUCAAUGCAAGGAACGACAAAGCUACCUUGCCCACGGCCACAUCUUCUGAAAAGUGCAACAUCGUUACUUCUCAUUCUCCGAAGCCCCUCCGAAGAGCCCAACUGAGAAAAAAGUCUAUCGUGGAGCAGCAGAGGAGGCGUCGAUCCAUGGCUGGAAGACCGAACCUGGAGGAACUUAUCCGAAAACGCGAAGAGGAAUCUGAGCAGGAGAACGCCUCGGAGAUAGGCAAAGAGGAAGGCUCUGGUGCAAUGGAUUCAAACGAGACAGGACCAGUUGCUUUGGUCAUCACGACAGAAGAUUCUAGUAAUCUAAAAUGUAAAGAAAAAUCAAAUGAUGCAGACUUUAAGGAUGAAGGAUUAAUCACAAUAAAAAAUAUGGAGAAAGAAAACACUGGUUAUGAAUCGAAGGAAAAAAAUUUUUCUGCUAUAGACUAUCAAGGAGAGGAGUCUCCUGUUUCAGCCAGGUACGUUCUGCAAAUGUGGCAAAACCAGGCCCUAGAAAAUGCGUCAGGAGACGAAACGGACACAACCUGCUCCCCAAAAACGCCAAGGAGAGCCCUUCUCAGAAAACAGGUGUUCAUGGAACAAAGAAGGAAACGAUCCGCCACCGAAAGACCGAAUCUUAUCAAGCGUCUGGAUUCUCACAAGAAAGAUGACGAUGGAGAUGAAAAACUCGGCCAUGAAGAAAUAGAAAUUAUUCGCCAUGGCAAAGGCCAGGAAAAAACGAAUAAAGACAGCAAAAACAAUGACUUGGUUUUUCCAGUCGACCAAGGAGGAGCUCUCGAGUCAGACUUUUCAUCUGCUAAUUCAGGCGAGAGUGCAUCAACGAAAGAACAAAAUGUGGAAUCUAAGAAAGCACCGACAAACCCACCAUUAACAGGAACAUCACAAAAAAGGGUUCCGAUAAGGGUCACACACAGACGCUCCAAUGUUGGCCAUUUACUGGAAGCUCGUGCCAGGAAGGACCUAAGAAGCAACUGGUCAUAUCUUAGUGGUGACGAAUCUGACGUAAGCGAGACCGAACAGAAAGUAGUUGACGAAACGGUGAUGAACAUUAGAACUUCCUCAAAAAUGCAAAGAAGAAGACGCCUACCAAUGGUUCCAAACAAAACUAUGAAACUACCUCUCAUUAAAAUAGAAGACAGUGGCACUUCUACUGGCUCGGACCCAGGGGAUACUCACGUGCCCAAGCGUAGUCAGGUGCACUAUUCUGGGUCUGUGGGGGGUGAUGAGAAAUCAUUCGUUCUGAAUGACAAUUUCAAGGUUCCCUGUCCUUCUGUUGGCCGAUCCCGUUCAGGUUCAAUGUGUAGUGAGGAUUCAGCAUCAUCUGAGGAGAUGCUCGGAGAGAGAAGCAGGGCCAAAAGUGAGGGAGAGACUUCUAGUGGUUCUCAGCCAAUUUCAAUUUCCUUCGUCAAAAACCUUCCAGUCAGUCAGCGAAGACAAAGUGUUCCAGACACCACGUUUGCUCCGACACAGCACAUUAACCCAACCAGGACAAGAAGGUGUUCUGUUCAAGUAGAAGAUCUUGACGAACAAGGCUAUCAAAUAAGCCCGCAACUUCGCGCGAGACUAAAAAUGCGCGAACGCCCUCGUGAAAAUUUACCAUGGAACGAAUGGAGGGCAGGCAGGAGGCGGUCUAGUUCCUUACAAGACGCUAACAAGGAUGAAAACUUAGGGCCGGAAAACACAAAUCAAGGAGAACUUCAUAAAGACGAGCUGAGCGACAAACGCGCCGACAUACGUGGUGAGACGCGCGAAGAAACACGCGUAGCGUGGAACGAAAAAAGGCGACCGGAGUCUGCUAGGUAUGGGACGCACUGCCGAAUGACGUUCACUGAAUGGCUCGAUAACAAAGAAGCGUUAGAUAGGUCUAGACCAACCUCCGCGCAGAGAAGAAAUGAGCAUGCAAAAGACGAUACUAAUCACCAGAGUCAGACAGCGAAAGCGUACAAGGAAUGGCUGCGGAAGAAAGACCAAGAGGCUUUGGAGAAAGAGGAGAUGCUGGGAAGGAAAGGGAAGAAAAAAGUUCAUAGGACAUAUCAUAGAAAGUGAUUGAGUAAAACUUGGAUGGUAUGCCUGCAAUCACAGUUCCAAUGCUAUUUCUUACUUGACUCGUAAUGUUAUACUUUCAUAUUUGUUUGAAGAAAAAAAUGCGUUACGCCUCCAAGCAUAUCAAUCCAGCCGAUUAAAUUGAAGCAAAUCUUGCCCCAGCAAUUUGACUCAGUGAAAUUUAGUUGUCACUCAGCUUGUCAUGACAUUACUAAGAACAAAUCACCCAAAAGCUUUUAGUAGAAUUUGACUGGACUUUAUAACAAUUUAUAUGUAAAGUAAUUUCGAGGUGGAAUAUGCUAAUGAAGACAUUGUG